Molecule: messenger RNA, 2618 nt
Organism: Parasteatoda tepidariorum (common house spider)
Lineage: Eukaryota; Metazoa; Arthropoda; Arachnida; Araneae; Theridiidae
Biological process (GO): regulation of transcription by RNA polymerase II
Source: RefSeq, a predicted model, not a curated record
AGAUACUAACCUUUCCCGCCAUUUUGUAUGAGUUAUGGCUUGGUGGCUGUAGAGCUGCUGCGCACAUUUGCAUGUAAAACUAAUCACCUUCUAUAUGAUGCGCUUAAUGCAUAAAUUUAGGUAUGACUAUAUAGUUAUAUGUAUGACACCUCUAUGACGCCUGACAGUAGAGUUCCCGCGAUGACAUUUAAAUGGCAUGUCAUGGUAACAAAACAACGGUUCCCGCGUUUCUGCUGCAUCGGGUUUAUGGAUUCAGUAACACAAAAGCUACACGGGGUAGUAAUGGGGAGGGGAAUUAGCCCCUAAACUCAUCGAUUGACAAUUCAUAAUUUUUUUAAAAAAGAAAAGCAGCUCUGUUAGGACUUCAGUUUUUUUUCGCCUGCUUCUUAUUAGAAAAAAAUAACAAUGGACGUGUUGUCAUUAAUUGCGCGGGAUUUGAGGCCGUUUUUCAUUGUUUAUGAAUUUGUCAUCAUUAAGCCUUCUUUUUUUUAAAUGCUGGCGAGAUACGCAUUUUGAUCGGUAUCGAUUAUUUAAAGUAAGCUUUCAAACGUCUAAUACAAUGGCUGUUUAAGCAUCAUUUCUCUGUCUGCAAUUGUUAUUUCGUCUUCCAAAGCGAUUUUUAUCUAUUGCUGAGCGAUAUUUGUGGACUUGUAAACAAUUGGCGAAGCGAAGUAUGUUUUCUAAUAAAGAUGGCCUCCCAUUCCGGCAUCAGAAUAUGUCACUCUCUACUGAAUAUGAUUAUCAACAGGCCAUGGCACAGCAUGCUGCAGCUGUCAAUGCAGCGAACAGUUCAUCUUUACAUUCUGCUAUGGCUCAAAUUCCAUCACUUCCAGCUGCUUUAAAUCUUAGUGUGAACUCAGUGAAUCAAGGCUAUUCCUCUUCUGGUUUAGGUUCAUCUUUAGGCAACAAUAAUGCUGCCUACCAUUAUUCAUAUGGGUCUCUGGGAUCUUCAGGUGGUGGUAGUGGUAAUAGUGUUGUUGGACAACAUCAUGUAGGACAUGUUGGACAUCACCAUGCUGGUGGUGGAAAAUCAAAAAAGAAAUAUAAACUAAAUAAAGAUGGUAUUCCUCCUCCUAAAAGGGCAACUACUGCUUAUAUACAUUUCACUCAGUGGUAUAGGGAAGAAUUAAAAAGGAGUGGUCGUGAAAUUCCUAAAAUUGGAGAGUUUGGCAAAGAAUGUGCUGCAAAAUGGAAUGCCAUGAAUGAAGAACAAAAGGAACCAUUUUUGGAGUCUGCAGGCAGGGACAGAGAACGAUACAAGCGUGAGAUGUCAAUAUACAAACCAGCUAGGGAUGCAAAUAAACCAAAACGACCUGGAACUGCAUUUAUGAUAUUCAUGGCUGAUUUCAGGAAAGAAAUGGCUGGCAAAGAACCUGAAGGUGGUGUUGCAGCUAUGGCAAAACUAGGUGGUGAAAGGUGGAGAGGUAUGACCGAUGAUGAUAAACAGCCUUAUGUAGAACAGCAAUUAGAAGCAAAACUUCGAUAUGAGCACUCCAUGGAAGAAUAUAGGAGAACUCAAAAUUUAGAAGCUCAAGCUCAGGCAGCUAAAGCGAGAGCUGCUGCUGAAGAGGAAAAUAGAAGUAGUCCUGAUAAUUUUAAUAUGUGUCAAGGAAAUUCUCAACAACAACAGCAGCAGCAACAACAACAGCAGCAGCAGCAACAACAGCAGCAGCAGCAACAACAACAGCAGCAACAACAACAGCAGCAACAACAACAACAAAUGACUCGUUCACAGCCGACACCUCCUUCUGGAUGUUCUACUCCAGCAUCCACUGCCUCUUCGCCGGCUGCACAAGAUCUCAGUUCCAGCCCAUCUGGCAUGAAUGCACCUGCUUCUUCUGUGGCUUCCACUUCUGGGGCAAACGUUGGUCCUCUGCCUUCGUUCUCCACUUCACUUGCACUGUCUCAUCCUGGCCUUUCUAAUCCUCAUGCCACAUCACUGGCCAUGACAUAUGCACAGUAUUCUCUUCCUAGCUUUGCCCAUGCAGGAGUAUUGGCUGCUAAUUAUACUCAAGCUCAUACCCACACAACAACAACUGCAGCCGCCCACAUGCCAACCUCCAGUUCUACUUACAGCCAACCACAGGCCCAUAUGCAAGACCCCUACAGGUGGAGUUAAGCAUUUGUAAAAUGUUAAUUCUUGCAUAGGUCAUGGCUGGAUAUCUGGAAGGCGGCAUGUAAAUCACAUGGCAAUCUGCGAUGCAGAUCUCGGGAAGAGAAUUGCAAUCAAACAUUUCCUUUUUAAGAAAAAAAAUAAAUAAAUAAAUUCACACUCAACAAAUUUUUGAGUCAGCUUUUUCAGGCAGUACCUGUGAUGUCGGUUCCAUGUGCACAGUAUUUCUCGUACCCUAGUCUGCGCCUUUUUAAGAUAAAAUGACAGACAUCGUGUUUUGAAAGAGGGAAAAAUUACUAAAAUCUUUAUAUUUGACUCAUAUCACUAAAAAAGAUCUGAAAAUCAGAUUUUAAAACUCUUUGUUAUUGAAUUUUUGUGGUAAAAUGUUUGAAAGGUGAACAAACAAAGUUAUAAAAAAGAGCAUGCCAAGCAUAAUUUAAAUCAUCUAAAUACAUUUAUUUAUAAUGUUCAUUAUUUGAGCAUCAUUUUUCACUUUUUUAAAAUG